This is a messenger RNA of Perognathus longimembris pacificus (Pacific pocket mouse), 1927 nucleotides long. RefSeq names its product zinc finger DHHC-type palmitoyltransferase 16 (gene Zdhhc16). Gene Ontology annotation, cellular component: Golgi apparatus. NCBI's taxonomy places the organism in Eukaryota, Metazoa, Chordata, Mammalia, Rodentia, Heteromyidae. The transcript is spliced from 12 exons. The record is from RefSeq and is a predicted model, not a curated record. The coding region runs from base 341 to 1474 and encodes 377 amino acids. Gene Ontology annotation, biological process: protein palmitoylation. Gene Ontology annotation, molecular function: palmitoyltransferase activity.
UGAGGCUUGCGCUCUUGCCUGGGGGUUGAGGAUGGGCUGGCGGCGGGUCCGAGUCCGCUCGCCGUGGCUCCGGGCGGCGGGCUAUGGUGGGUCGGCUUGAACCGGGCCCACCCGGGGCGCCGAGCUGGAGGAGGGGGCCGUGAGUGGCCGUGGAGGCUACGGGGCUCGAUUUGGCUGAUUGAAGCGUUGGCAGGAGGCAGACGGAAAGUCUGUACAUGAAUAAUACUGCUCUUUACUGAUGUCUGACAUCUACCUGCUCGAGAUGGAAACAUCCUGAGAGCAUCUUUAUACAGAUGAAAUUUGCCACGACUCUGAUCUGUUUCAUCUGCUUUCUGGAACCAUGAGGGGCCAGCGGAGCCUACUGCUGGGCCCAGCCCGUCUCUGCCUGCGUCUUCUCCUGCUUCUGGGCUACAGGCGCCGUUGCCCACCUUUGCUCCGAGGCCUAGUACAGCGCUGGCGCUAUGGCAAGGUCUGCCUGCACUCCCUGCUGUACAACUCCUUUGGGGGCAGUGAUACCGCUGUUGAUGCUGCCUUUGAGCCUGUCUACUGGCUGGUGGACAACGUGAUCCGCUGGUUUGGGGUGGUGUUUGUGGUGCUGGUGAUCGUGCUGACGGGCUCCAUUGUGGCCAUUGCCUACCUAUGUGUCCUGCCCCUCAUUCUCCAAACGUACUCAGUGCCACGACUCUGCUGGCAUUUCUUCUAUAGUCACUGGAAUCUGAUCCUCAUCGUCUUCCAUUACUACCAGGCCAUCACCACUCCUCCCGGGUACCCGCCUCAGGGAAGGAACGAUAUCGCCACAGUCUCCAUCUGUAAGAAGUGCAUUUACCCCAAGCCAGCCCGAACACAUCACUGCAGCAUCUGCAAUAGGUGUGUGCUGAAGAUGGAUCAUCACUGCCCCUGGCUCAACAACUGUGUGGGCCAUUAUAACCAUCGGUACUUCUUCUCUUUCUGCUUUUUCAUGACUCUGGGCUGUGUCUACUGCAGCUAUGGAAGUUGGGAUCUUUUCCGGGAGGCCUAUGCUGCCAUUGAGAAAAUGAAACAGCUCCACAAGAACAAACUACAGGCGGUUGCCAACCAGACUUACCACCAGACCCCACCACCUAUCUUCUCCUUUCGAGAAAGGAUAACCCACAAGAGUCUUGUCUACCUCUGGUUCCUGUGCAGUUCUGUGGCACUUGCCCUGGGUGCCCUAACUUUAUGGCAUGCUGUUCUCAUCAGCUGGGGUGAGACUAGCAUUGAAAGGCACAUCAACAAGAAGGAGAGACGUCGGUUACAGGCCAAGGGCAGAGUAUUUAGAAAUCCCUACAACUACGGCUGCUUGGACAACUGGAAGAUAUUCCUGGGUGUGGACACAGGAAGGCAUUGGCUCACCCGAGUGUUGUUGCCUUCCAGUCACCUGCCCCACGGGAAUGGGUUAAGCUGGGAGCCCCCUCCUUGGGUGACAGCUCACUCAGCCUCUGUCAUGGCAGUGUGAGCUGGGUUGUCAGCCAUGUGUGUUUGAUCUCCUGCCUGUGUUUUGUCAAGGCUUCAAGGGCAGCUUUUCUUGGAGUCCUUGACCAAAAAGAGCCAUUGGACCUGCCUUAGGGUCCUCUGUAAGGACAUCGCACAGACAGACCAACCUUCAGGACAGUAUAAAAGCCAGAGACAACGGAGAGAAUUCCUAGGACUGAUGUCCUUUUACUCAGGCAAACAGAAGUUCAAGCCCCAGUCUUGGGGUCAGGCAACUGGUUAUCUUGUCUGACCUCCUCCAGGUUACAGCACUGGGGCUAGCUACCACCUCUUCCACUUCCUGUCUGGGAAAACACCAGUCGAAUGUGUUGGGCCUCCUGACUUCUCAGUGGGCAAAGACACCAGGCCUGCUGUGUGGUCACUGCCAUUCUCACAUGCUACUGGAGGGAGAAAAAUAAAGGCAUUUGAUUUGUAAAGA